Malassezia restricta is the source of this 1023-nucleotide messenger RNA. Its product is annotated as fructose-1,6-bisphosphatase I. Gene Ontology annotation, cellular component: cytosol; cytoplasm. Bases 1 to 1023 code for a protein of 340 amino acids. NCBI's taxonomy places the organism in Eukaryota, Fungi, Basidiomycota, Malasseziomycetes, Malasseziales, Malasseziaceae. The transcript has a single exon. Gene Ontology annotation, molecular function: fructose 1,6-bisphosphate 1-phosphatase activity. Gene Ontology annotation, biological process: fructose metabolic process; fructose 1,6-bisphosphate metabolic process; fructose 6-phosphate metabolic process. The record is from RefSeq and is a predicted model, not a curated record.
AUGGAGACCCAGCAGCAUCAAACGGAUAUUAUCACGCUUACUCGACACGUGCUUUCGGAGGGCGCCCGCGCCCGCAGUCAAGACGCAACUGUAACCGGUGAAAUGACUCUCCUGCUCAGCUCUUUGCAAACCAUUUGCAAGGUGAUUGAGAACCUGGUGCGUAAGGCGCGCGUGAACGACCUGAUUGGUAUUGCUGGCAACCAGAACGUCCAGGGUGAAGAGCAGAAGAAAUUGGAUGUUUUAUCGAACGAGGUCAUGAUCAAGCUGCUCUCUUCUUCGGGUCAAUGCUCCGUGCUUGUCUCGGAGGAAGAAGACAAUAUUAUUAUUGUAAGGGAACACGGCGGCCACCCAGGCAAGUAUUGUGUUGUGUUUGAUCCACUCGAUGGCUCUAGCAAUAUUGAUGCUGGUGUGAACAUUGGCACUAUUUUCGGUAUUUACCGCAUCCAAGACGGAUCAGAGGGUAGUGUAAAGGAUGUGUUGCGCCCGGGCCGGGAAAUGGUUGCCGCGGGCUACUGCAUGUACGGUUCCUCGGCAAACAUCGUACUCUCCACAGGUAAUGGUGUAAACGGCUUCACGCUCGACAGCAGUUUUGGUGAAUUUGUGCUGACGCACCCCAACAUUGAAAUCCCCUCGCGCGGCAAGAUUUACUCGUUCAACGAGGGCAAUUCAAUGUACUUCCACGAGCCAGUCAUCAAGUACCUCGAAUCGGUCAAAUUCCCGGGUGAGGGCAAGAAGCCAUACACGGCGCGCUACAUUGGCUCCAUGGUGGCUGAUGUACACCGCACACUUCUGUACGGUGGUAUCUUCGGUUACCCCUCCGACAAGAAGACCAAAGAUGGUAAGCUGCGUCUUCUGUACGAGGGAUUUCCUAUGGCCUUCUUGAUUGAACAAGCUGGUGGUCUGGCUACCACAGGUGAGAAGCGUGUGCUAGACGUCGAACCCAAGUCUAUUCACGAACGCGUGCCCAUUUUCCUUGGCUCGAAGGAGGAUGUGCAGGACCUCUUGUCAUUCUACCACAAAUAA